AUGGCCCUUUACAUAAAACAUGCUUAUAAGAUGAUUAGACGCCCCCCCACCUCACUUAUAGUAAAGUAGCACACUGCGUUUCACUAAGUAACACACACUAUUAGCUCUCAGUGUGUUUGGCUUUUUCUUUGGCUUUGGUGAAAUUCUUUUUACACUGAAGAGUGUUUACAUUGUGACUUGGAAGAGAUAUUCCCAUUUCCACCAUCCAAAGGUGCGGUACUGGUGUACUCAUGCAGUCAGAGGAAGUACUGCAGCUAGUAAGUAGUACUGCGUGUGAGUACACCAAAGGAGACACGUAUCACUUGGCCUUGGAGAUGGUGCAAAGGAGCGCUUGAUAUACACACCAUGUCACAUUGUCUCCUGGGUGAAGAGGGAGGGGUUGAAAAAUAUGAUGGACCCCCCACCACCCCCACCCACCCUCGCUUGCCCCUCAAGUUUUUAUCAUCCAUCUGUCAUGCACGAGCAGGAAGCGUGCACGUCAUGCACAAUUACCGACAUCUCACCACGGGGCAGGGAACAUAGUAGCACACCUCCACGUGUGUAUACCAUGAUACCAUGUAGCUGUGUGUGUAUACCACGUAGAUGUGCGUAUAUAGGAUGUAUAUAUUUUUAUAUAUCUGUACAUACAGUAGAUAUAUGCAUAAAGGUAAAGGAAUACGAGUAGAUAGAAGAUAGGAUAGAUGUACAGUAGAUGUGUGUAUAUGUAAAGGAAUACGAGUAGAUAGAAGAUAGGAUGUGCAGUAGAUCUAUGUGUAUAGAGGCAAAGGAAUACAAGUAGAUAGAAGAUAGGAUAGAUGUACAGUAGAUGUGUGUACAUGUUAAGGAAUACAAGUAGAUAGAAGAUAGGAUGUAAAGUCGAUGUAUGUUAAUAUAGAGGUAAAGGAAUACGAGUAGAUAGAAGAUAGGAUAGAUGUACAGUAGACGUGUGUACAUGUGAAGGAAUACGAGUAGAUAGAAGAUAGGAUGUAAAGUAGAUGUAUGUUAAUAUAGAGGUAAAGGAAUACAAGUAGAUAGAAGAUAGGAUAGAUGUACAGUAGAUGUGUGUAUAUUUAAAGGAAUAUGAGUAGAUAGAAGAUAAGAUGUAAAGUAGAUGUAUGUUAAUAUAGAGGUAAAGGAAUACGAGUAGAUAGAAGAUAAGAUGUAAAGUAGAUGUAGUAUGUUAAUAUAGAGGUAAAGGAAUACGAGUAGAUAGAAGAUAGGAUAGAUGGACAGUAGAUGUGUGUACAUGUAAAGGAAUAUGAGUAGAUAGAAGAUAAGAUGUAAAGUAGAUGUAUGUUAAUAUAGAGGUAAAGGAAUACGAGUAGAUAGAAGAUAGGAUAGAUGUACAGUAGACGUGUGUACAUGUGAAGGAAUACGAGUAGAUAGAAGAUAGGAUGUAAAGUAGAUGUAUGUUAAUAUAGAGGUAAAGGAAUACGAGUAGAUAGAAGAUAGGAUAGAUGUACAGUAUAUGUGUGUAUAUGUAAAGGAAUACGAGUAGAUAGAAGACAGGAUGUAAAGUCGAUGUAUGUUAAUAUAGAGGUAAAGGAAUACGAGUAGAUAGAAGAUAGGAUAGCUGUACAGUAGAUGUGUGUACAUGUAAAGGAAUACGAGUAGAUAGAAGAUAGGAUGUAAAGUAGAUGUAUGUUAAUAUAGAGGUAAAGGAAUACGAGUAGAUAGAAGAUGGGAUAGAUGUACAGUAGAUGUACUAUGUAUAGAGGUAAAGGAAUAUGAGUAGAUAGAAGAUAAGAUGUAAAGUAGAUGUAUGCUAAUAUAGAGGUAAAGGAAUACGAGUAGAUAGAAGAUAAGAUGUAAAGUAGAUGUAUGCUAAUAUAGAGGUAAAGGAAUACAAGUGGAUAGAAGAUAGGAUCGAUGUAAAGUAGAUGUAUGUAUAGAGGUAAAGGAAUACGAGGAGAUAGAAGAUAGGGUAGAUGUACGUAUGUAUAGAGGUAAAGGAAUACGAGUAGAUAGAAGAUAGGCUGGAUGUAUGUUAAUAUAGUGGUAAAGGAAUACGAGGAGAUAGAAGAUAGGACAGAUGUACAGUAUGUGGGACAGAAGAUGCAGGAAUGUCUUGAAUUUCUGUUCUGCUGGCGAUGUCACAUGGUCACAUGUCCCGCCCCCUCCUCCGCCGCCGUCUCCUGGAACAAAGAAUGUUUGUUGUGUCCCGCAUGCUUGCACUUUUACAAUUAAGAAUUGAAAUGAAUGCGUUUUGUUUGAAGGCCUGCUGGCGUUUGAGGAAUUUUACUUUUUUUAAGUGUCUCGUUUGUUUGUUGUUCUGAAAGACCCCCCCCCCCCCUUCCCCACAUUCACCCUCAAGUUCAAGCACUUCCUGUUUGGCGUUUUUUGCGAGAGACGCCAUUGAUGGAAGUUUGCCGCACCUCUUGGUGUUAAAAUGCGCUUUAAUUGGAAAAAGCUUUGUUGCCUUUAAAGAACACAACUUCAGAUGUGCGACUGAACGACAAAAACAACAACACUUUUCAUUUCCUUUUUUUUGCUACAAAAUCAUCUGUACUAAACAAUAAAAGCCUCAGAUCUCCUCAUUUACCCCCGCCCCCCCUCUCCCCGCUCCCCGUCAGCAGCCUCCUCAACACACACACACACACAUGUACACGUAAACACACACACGUACACACACACACGUACACAAAGCAUCCUCAUUGCAAAGAAGAUGAAAAGAUUGGAAAGGAAAUGUGACAUUCCUUGGUCGGCUCUUAAACUUGCGAUAUUGUUGUCUCUCACACUCAACAUGGGACGUGUGUGUGUGUGUGUGUGUGUGUGUGUGUGUGUGUGUGUGGAUGUGGAUGAAGAAGGAGCUGUGGUCUUUCUUCCAGAAUAAAAGGCAGCAGAACCCAUCUGGUGGGCUGAUCCGCGGCCGGCCCGCCCCUAAUGACUGGCACAUAUUCUCAAAUGGGUCUUGGCAGAUUAUUUGCAGCCUCCUGUUGGCCGUCCACUUCCUACCUUCCUGCCAGGCGGCGAGCGUGCCAGCGGCGCCCGUCAGCAGGAUUCUGUGACCAGCGGCGACCACGAGUGGAGCUGAAGCCCAGCGAGGCUUAACCAGGGUGGCGUUCCCGUCCGCAGUGCCAGCCAGAGGCGGCUUGAUACGACACCAAGGUUCACUCCAGUAUGCUGUUGGUGUGCUAAGGAUGGAGGACUCUAGCUUGUGCCUUGGUAUGUCGUCAGCGGUGCCCGACACCGAAGCCCACUUGAGCAGCGCGGUGCUAAACGGCCGCUACCCGAUCAGUCAGAAGCUUCACCAACUCACCGCCCAGCUGGGACACGCCUUUCCUGACCUUCACCGCCCGCAGCAGAUCCCGGAGGAGAAGGCGGCCACACCUCUGGACGAGAAGAGCCACCACGCCGCCCUCGCCAGUCAACCAAUCAGCAGCCAAAUGGCGCUCUUAGCCAAUCAGCUCAACCGCGACAUCGACGCCGGAGCGUUGAGCGGCUUGAACGGACGCGUGGACCUGCAGCAGUUCCUCAACGGCCAAAACCUGGGCAUCAUGUCCCAGAUGAAUGAUAUCGAAGAUGACGCCCGCAAGAACAGGAAGUACCCCUGCCCGCUGUGUGGCAAACGCUUCCGCUUCAACAGCAUCCUGUCGCUGCACAUGCGCACGCACACCGGCGAGAAGCCCUUCAAGUGUCCCUACUGCGACCACCGGGCGGCUCAAAAGGGCAACUUGAAGAUUCACCUGCGCACCCACAAGCUAGGCAACCUGGGCAAAGGUCGCGGCCGGGUCCGCGAAGAGAACAGGCUGCUCCACGAGCUGGAAGAGCGAGCCAUCCUGAGGGACAAGCAGAUGAGAGGAAGCGGCGGCCUCCUCCAAGCCCCCCAGACGCCCCACCUGAGUCUCAACAGCGGCGGCGGAGGCGGCAAUGCCCUCCAGCCACCGCUGGGCUCGGCCUGUGGCCUCCCGCCGCCGUCGGGCCUCAUCACUCCGGAAACCGUCGCCCAGCCGUCGUCUUCCCCCAAGCCAACCGGCGCCCAGGAUGAGCAGUCCCUGAUCCCGGCCACAGGAUUCCGCUGCACCUUCUGCAAGGGCAAGUUCAAGAAGCGAGAGGAGCUGGAUCGACACAUCCGCAUCCUCCACAAGCCGUACAAAUGCACGCUGUGCGAGUUUGCCGCCGCCCACGAAGAGGAGCUGAUCAGUCACGUGGAGAAGGCCCACAUCACCGCAGAAACCACGCAGGGUCAGGGAGGCGGCGGCGCCGGCGGCACGCAGAUGGCCACGGAAUUCCGCUGCGAUGUGUGCGGCCAGGUCUUCAGCCAGGCCUGGUUCCUCAAGGGCCACAUGCGCAAGCACAAGGACUCCUUUGAGCACUGCUGCCAAAUAUGCGGCCGCCGCUUCAAGGAACCCUGGUUCCUCAAGAACCACAUGAAAGUUCAUCUCAACAAGCUGGCCAUCAAGAGCAAGCCGCCGCAGCCCAGCGAACAGGACAUGGCGUCCGUCAACAGCAUGAGCAGCCUGGCUCAGGAAGCCCACGCCAACCUGUACUCCCGCUACAUCUCCUGUCUCCAAGGUGGCUUCCUUUCCCCGGACAAGCACAGCCUGAGCGAGCAGCAUCAGAUGUUGGCCAAAGCCGGGAUUGCCAUGAAGGAAAAGGAAAUGCUCGGGAAGCUGCUGGGACCCAUGGCGGCGGGGAUCGGUCACGGGUUAGGCGACAACGAGAAGCGCUCCCUCUUGGGUUGCCUCAACCUCGUCCCGCCCCUCAAGUCCAGCUGCAUGGAGCGCCUGCAGGCCGCAGCCAAGGUGGCGGAGAUGGAUUCCCUCAACAGCUACCAAGCCUGGCAGAUCAUGGCUCGUGGAAUGGCGAUGGACCGGGCAUUCAUGCCCAAGGAGCCGCAGCAGCACGCAACUCCGGGGCAGGAAGAGGACAUGGCCGGCGCCGUGGCUUCGUUCUCCAAGGAGAAACAUGACUUUGCCCUCAUGGCUUCCGCUGACGGAUCCAAGAAGCAGCUCUCCGAAGCCUUGCAGGGCUCCAAGGCCGCCGGCGCCGCCAUCAUGUCCAUGAAGGACGACGCCAGAGGCUUUGACUUGAUGUCUCACCACAUCGCCGCAGAGACCCCCACCUUGGGAAACCCCAACAUGGACUACGGUCUCUCCAACCUGAAGGAGAAGCCGUCGGAGUGCCCCGACUGCGGCCGGGUUUUCCGAACCUACCACCAGAUGGUCGUCCACUCUCGCGUCCACGGCAAGGACCGGAGAAGCAUGGAGGAGGCGCUCCAGCAGCAAGGCGUGGACGAACGCCGCGGCUCGGCCAGCGACCCCGAGUCCCAGUCCAUCAGCCGCUCCACCACCCCCGGCUCCUCCAACGUGACGGAGGAGAGCGGGGCCGGAGGCGGACACUCGCAGACGGGAAGCGUCCAGGAUGACAGCCCGCAUCCUUCGUCUCCUUCCUCAGAUGUCGGCGAGGAGGCGGCGAAGGCGGCCGUCAGCGUUCCGGCGUCGGUGUCGCAGCAUCGUGAGCGGACUCUUGGCUCCGCCUCCAAAGACUGCCCCUAUUGCGGCAAGUCCUUCCGCACCUCCCAUCACCUGAAGGUCCACCUGCGCAUCCACACAGGAGAGAAGCCCUACCGCUGCCCUCAUUGCGACUACGCCGGCACCCAGUCCGCCAGUCUCAAGUACCACCUGGAGCGCCACCACCGUGAGCGGCAGAACGGCGCCACCGCGCCCGGGCACGGCCCAUCAACCGACCACAAAGAGGACCACGGGAAGUCGGCCGGAGGCGGCGUCUUUGCGCGGCCUGAUGUGCUGCGUAACGUUUUCAAGGGCAUGCCCCCCAACUUGGACUUCAGGUCGGGGCCGCUGCUGCCGCAUCAGUGGGCGGCGGCCGGCGUCCUCUCCGCCGGCGAGCGCGGGGAUCGACACUUUGACUCCAUCUCCGAGACCAUGAAGGCCACCGAUGGUCCCGCCUCCCUGGUCGCCACAGCAACAGACAGUCCGGCCAGCUUCUCAGAUCUAAGUCGGGCCUACCAAAGCAUGAUGGGAAAUGGAGUCCACUUCCAAGGCUCUCUGCAGGCCUUCAUGGACAACUUUGUCCUCAACUCCAUGAAGAAAGACAUGAAGGACAGCCAAAGUCCAGUCCAGAUCCAAGCCCAGUCCUACCAUGACAACGGGGAACCCAGAGCCAAGCGAGCCGCCAUGGCGGACCAGGACAGAGAUGACAAGCCUGAGGCCAAGCAGAAUCCUGAACCCGGCAAACCUGGAUCCCAGUUUGAGCCUCUGGAUCUGUCUGUGUCGGUCCGACCCGAGUCUGCGUCCGGUUCUCUUCCCGGCUCCUCGGUCACCAUUCAUGACAACGUGGCGUGGCACGGCUGCCUCUUCUGCUCCUUCUCCACCGCAUCGCUGGAGCUGAUGGCCCUUCACCUCCAGGCCAACCAUCUCGGCCAGGCCCCGGCUCCGCGAGCCGAUCCGGGCAAAGACGACACAUCCCCCGCUAUCAAGAGUUUUGUCCAGGACAAAGACAUGGAUGCGGAGAGAAACCAGGGCAGCUGGACCAACCACCUGGACCAGCCCUACAACCCCUUCCAGAGCGACUUCUACAGGCGGUUUGGUGGCUUGUAUGACGGUUCCCCCCGAGCCCCUCAGGGCCACCAAGGCUACAUGAGCGCCACCGAGCAAGGACUCGACCUGCCCGGCAAGGCCUUCAGGGGAGGAUCCUCCACCGGCGAUGGUGAAAAGAGCUCCUGUGGGGACCCUGAUGAGGACCGGGCCGGAUCUGAUGAUGACCUCAUCAAAGCUGGGGGUCACAUCGCCAGUGACACCCCAUCAGCCACGCCCCAGAGAGGACACCAUCACUCUGACGAGGAGCAGGACGACGGGGGUGUGGCUGAAGAUGACGAGGAGCGAGAUGACGAUGAUCCGAUGGACAUGGACCGAGAGGAAGAAGAAAGUCCAGCUCCGAACCACAUCCAGAACCACCACAAGCAGCUGCAAGACGGUUUGGUGGCCUCGUCCUCCGCCAUGACGCCGCUGUCCCUGCUACCCCCCAACCAGAAGCAAGUCUUAUCCAUGGAGAACCAGUGGAAGCAAAGCCUGAACCUCCUGUCCCCCGGAGGCCCCCCUGGACUGCUGAAGGCGGACCAGCAGAGCCACCUGGAGCAGCAAAUGAACAUGCUGUCUGUCCUCAGAGCCUACGGCGGCGGAGACAAUCUGCCGGCCUUCAACGGCCUAGGCGGAGGAGGGCCACCCUCGGCGAAGAGGCCUGAUGCCCCCGUUCACCUGUGGGCGGCGGAGGAGGACCAGCUCGUGACCCAUGACCCCAAUCUGACCCUCGGCCCCAACCACGUGGACGAGCACGACCUUCACGAGCACGACCUUGGCCAGGCUGAAGGACACCAAGACUAACAACCUAGUGGGGGAGACAAAACAGAAGAUUUUAUUCCAACAAACGCCAACCCGGGGGGGGGCGCCUGAGGGGGGGCGUGGCCCCAAACGUGGACCUAACGACUAAAAAAAAAAAAAAAAAAAACACUCAAGUGAAGACUUUUUUUUCUCUGUCUUUGUGAAACUACCUGUGUGACGAGCACUUCCUGUGACCGCCGUCACCAUCUUUGAGGCAUUCCCCCUGGCCCCCUGGCCCCCUGGCCCCCCGGCCCCCUGGCGAGAAAAAUCUUUUUUUCUAACUGAUGGAGUGAGUCUGGCGUAUUACACCACGACAAACUUUCUAUAUCCUACCUGGAAUGUAUUCUUCUGUAGACUAGAACACGUGGGCGCCAUGAGCACACUUCCUGUUAGCGACGUGGAGCUAACGCGCUAACGCGGAGCUAACGCCGACCGCGCCACCAGGACUUUUUGAUCAUGUUAUUGAUUGUGACGAAGCAGCACUACUUACCCGACAAUGUACUUAAACCCUCGAGCCCCCGGCUAGCACUAGCACUAGCACUUAGCACUAGCAUGCUAGCUAGCGGGGGGUCUCUCUUGUCUUUGUACAUAAAGAGAUUUAUGACGUCGAAAAACAUAAACGUUCCAAAGGAGCGGAAUGGAAAAAAGAGUCGCUUAUCAAGGCCACGUUCUUCGAAGAAGAAUUUAAACUAAAUAACAAUUAAAAAAAAGAGGGGCGGGGUGGAGGGGGGGGGGGGUUGAACGUGUUUGUAAAUGACUGCCACCCGUCGUUGUUGCACAGCGUUGCCGACUACUGAUGAUAAUGAUGAUGUAUUUACUUUACAGUGAGAAGAAAACUACAAAAAAAUACAUAAAAAAUGGAAAAGGACAUUAUUGUGUAUAGCAUUAGCUCCAUUUCUUCUAAGCUGCGUAGCUGUGCUAGACUGUAGGAUGUGCGGUUGGUUUUCAUUUUUCAUCUUUUUAAAUAUAUGCAUAUAUAUAUAUGUAUGUAUAUAUGUAUACAUACACACACAUAUAUGUAUUUUGUGUGUGUGUGUGUACUGCCUUCUCCAUCGCGCUCCAUCAAGAAAGAAAACAAAAAAAAAAAGCUGACAAUCGUCUCCUGUGCUGCAAAACAUAUAACAGAUUCCAUUAUGCAUAGAGGGACUUUAUCUUUUUUUUUUUUUUUUUUUUAAUUAUUUGACUUGUUUGGGUUCUGAGAAGUAUUUUGCACUGUGAUAGUAUUCUCUAAAUGCGACUUAUACAGUACGACACUAGCUAACUAACUAAACGGAAGGUGUGUGUUUGUGCGUCCCCUUGGCAUUGUGAAAUGUUUCUACGUCUUUUUUUUUUUUUUUUUCGUGUGUGAAGAAGCCAGAGAACAAUUCUAAACGCGCUAUGUACAGUUGAAAAAAUAUAAUCCCACCCCCCCCCCCCCCAAAAAAAAACGCCCCUUUUUGAUUUAGUUCCGACUUGAGUUGACGGAUACUCAGAUACUUCAUUUGAUUCCGUGUGGAUUCUGAUAUUAUUUGGCGCCGAUAAAGGGGGAACAUGGAGCGAUGGGAAUGUAGCGGGAAGAUAACUUGAAGGGAAUAUUUCUAGAAAGGCAGAACGGAGGGAGGGAAGUCCGAGCGGCGAUGAAGGGAGCAUUCCGCAUCCUCUUAUUGUGUCUUGUGUUUGGCUGUAUCCUCAUGGCAGAUGCUUUGUUUUGUAACUACUGAACUGUACUUAUAAUAAAAAUAAAAUGUAUUCCAACUAAAAAAAAAAAAA
Molecule: messenger RNA, 9068 nt
Organism: Doryrhamphus excisus (bluestripe pipefish)
Lineage: Eukaryota; Metazoa; Chordata; Actinopteri; Syngnathiformes; Syngnathidae
Source: RefSeq, a predicted model, not a curated record